UAUAAAUAAUAAACACAAGGCUCAAAACUGGGUAUAUUACAAGAGUGACCACACCUGCAAGUGCAAGCUGAGGCGUAAUACUAUUUUUUCUGGAAGCUAUGGAGAGUAACGUCACCGCCGGCAAGUCAAUCAGAUGCAAAGGUAACUUUACCGAGCUUCUCUUCUUAUCUGGUUCUCGCUUUAGUUUUGGAGAUAGAGUGAUUAACUUGGUUUGUUUUCGGGGCGGUGAGCUUUCAGCGGCGGUGAGCAGAGCGGGCGGAGAGCCGCUUGUUAUAGAGGAAGUAGAGGUGGCGCCGCCCCAAGCUUGGGAGGUGAGGAUAAAGAUCGUCUGCACGUCACUUUGCCACAGCGACGUCACUUUUUGGCGCAUGAAGAACUCCCCCCCGGCUAUCUAUCCGAGAAUCUUUGGUCAUGAAGCCUUCGGAGUGGUGGAGAGCGUGGGGGAGCACGUGGAGGAAUUCAAGGCCGGGGACACCGUGGUGCCCGUGUUCCUUCCGCACUGCUAUGGCUGCGUCGAUUGCAGUACCCCGCGGAGCAACAUGUGUUCGCUCCUCCCGUUCCAGGUGUCAUCUGGCAUGCCUCGUGAUCGAGACUCAUCAAGGUUCUCGGAUAAUAUGGGCCGUACGAUUCACCACUUCCUCAACGUCUCCAGUUUCUCCGAAUACACUGUUGUCGACGUGGCACACCUUGUGAAAGUGGACCCCGCUUUGCCUCCGGAGAAGGCUUGCUUGCUCAGCUGCGGCGUCUCCACAGGAGUUGGGGCUGCAUGGAAGGCAGCAGAAGUGGAGGAGGGUUCCACAGUUGCAGUCUUUGGAUUGGGAGCUGUUGGAUUAGCAGUUGUAGAAGGAGCAAGGCUUCGUGGAGCUGCAAAGAUCAUUGGGGUGGAUAUUAAUCCACAGAAGUUUGAACUUGGCAAGAAGUUUGGUCUCACUGAUUUUGUUAACCCAAAUGAGAUUGGUGAUGAGAGAUCUGUUAGUCAGGUUAUCAGUGAAAUGACUGGAGGGGGUGCGGAUUAUUGCUUUGAAUGCAUUGGUUUGGCAUCGUUGAUGCAAUCUGCAUAUGAGAGUUCACGCAAGGGAUGGGGCAAGACAAUUGUUUUGGGGGUGGAGAUGCAUGGGAAGCCUUUAUCCUUAGACACUCGCCGGAUAUUGGAAGGCAAAUGGAUAACGGGAUCAUUGUUUGGGGGAAUCAAAGCUAAGACAGAUAUUCCAAUUCUUGCUAAAAAGUAUUUAGACAAGGAACUGCAUUUGGACUCGUUUAUAACACAUGAAGUGGGCUUUGAAGAUAUAAACAAGGCUUUUGAGCUACUGAAUGAGGGCAAGAGCCUUAGAUGCAUUAUAUGGAUGGAUAAAUAAUUAAGAGGGGGAGCCAGAGAACAUUCUCUUCCAAUUCUGUUUCUGAUAAAUGUGCAUGUUUUAUUUGGUAUAGUAAAUGUAAUUUAUAAGUUAUAACUUUUCCAAUUAUCAACGUCUGAAACGUUUCCAAGUUUUCUUAAUUUUCCUGUACCAAGUUACCAACAUUGCUAUCUGAAACAUGGUCUUUUCAGUCUGUGAAACCAGAAAGACAACACUACCAUUUAUUUUCAUU
Molecule: messenger RNA, 1587 nt
Organism: Dioscorea cayenensis subsp. rotundata (Guinea yam)
Lineage: Eukaryota; Viridiplantae; Streptophyta; Magnoliopsida; Dioscoreales; Dioscoreaceae
Product: alcohol dehydrogenase-like 7
Exons: 9
Coding region: 99-1355 (418 amino acids)
Biological process (GO): formaldehyde catabolic process
Cellular component (GO): cytosol
Molecular function (GO): zinc ion binding; S-(hydroxymethyl)glutathione dehydrogenase [NAD(P)+] activity
Source: RefSeq, a predicted model, not a curated record